UGGGGCCGCCGCCGCCGCCGCCGCUGCAGCCGCUGUCUCGGUCCCCGCCGCAGCCGCCGCCGGGCCCUGCAGCCGCUGGGCGCGCGCAGCCAGGCAAAUAUAAUUACAUACUCAUAGAAAUUUGGAGAAAAACAUUUAAAAGCACAGAGAAAGUACUUUUAAUGCCAACGCCUGGAAAUAGUGCUGCCCCUUUUGGCUGCAGUCUCUCAGCAAGGACCCUUUCAUCAAGGAAGCCUCAUUAAGUAAAGCCGAAUGAAGAAAGGCUGCUCUGGUGGAAGGUGGCUAUCUGCAGAGGGACGGAGUCUCGUGCUUUGCUUUCCCCCUAGUGUCCACCUCCCCACCGCUCUCUUGUUGCUGUGUCUGAGGCUCUCUGCCAUCUCCAGAAUUCUGAAGAACACCGUUUGGAGACUGCACGAGUUGGCCAGCCCAUUCCAGGGCUUAGGAGAAAGUCAACACACUUCCCAACCUGAGUCGAUCAGUUUCUUCCAGAAGGAAAGGAAGACCUAUGACAUCCCUGGAGAGUUUGUACCUAUGACAGCCCUGGAGAGUGACUUGCUGCUUCCUUCCUUCAGGCCCUGCAGGCAGUGAAGGGCUGUCUGUCAGUUCCUGUUUGCACUGGACACCUGCCAUCCACCUCUUAUGCACUCCAGCACCCCCAUCAGCUCCCUCUUCUCCUUCACCAGCCCGGCAGUGAAGAGACUGCUAGGCUGGAAGCAAGGAGAUGAAGAAGAAAAGUGGGCAGAAAAGGCGGUGGACUCUUUAGUGAAGAAAUUAAAGAAGAAGAAAGGAGCCAUGGAUGAGCUGGAGAGGGCCCUCAGCUGUCCGGGGCAGCCCAGCAAAUGUGUUACCAUUCCCCGGUCCCUGGACGGGCGGCUGCAGGUGUCCCACCGCAAGGGUUUGCCCCAUGUUAUUUAUUGCCGAGUGUGGCGCUGGCCCGACCUCCAGUCUCACCACGAGUUGAAGCCGCUGGAGUGCUGUGAGUUCCCAUUUGGCUCCAAGCAGAAAGAGGUGUGCAUCAACCCCUAUCACUACCGCCGGGUGGAGACUCCAGUGCUGCCUCCUGUACUCGUGCCAAGACACAGCGAAUAUAACCCCCAGCUCAGCCUUCUGGCCAAGUUCCGCAGUGCUUCCCUCCACAGUGAGCCACUCAUGCCGCACAACGCCACCUAUCCCGACUCUUUCCAGCAGCCUCCGUGCUCUGCAUUCCCUCCCUCGCCCGGGCACGUGUUCUCUCAGUCCCCGUGCACGGCCAGCUACCCUCACUCCCCAGGAAGCCCUUCCGAGCCAGAGAGCCCCUAUCAACACUCAGUUGACACACCACCCCUGCCUUAUCAUGCCACAGAAGCCCCAGGGACCCAGAAUGGCCGACCUGUAGAUGCCACAGCUGAUAGUCAUUUAGUGCUGUCAAUGCCUAAUGGAGACUUUCGGCCAGUUUGCUAUGAGGAGCCGCAGCACUGGUGCUCAGUCGCCUACUAUGAACUGAACAACCGAGUUGGGGAGACGUUCCAGGCUUCCUCCCGAAGUGUGCUUAUAGAUGGAUUCACAGACCCUUCCAAUAACAGGAACAGAUUCUGUCUUGGACUGCUUUCUAAUGUCAACAGAAACUCAACAAUAGAAAAUACCAGGAGACACAUAGGAAAGGGUGUGCAUUUAUACUACGUUGGGGGAGAGGUCUACGCCGAGUGUGUGAGUGACAGCAGCAUCUUUGUACAGAGCCGGAAUUGCAACUAUCAGCAUGGCUUCCACCCGGCCACUGUCUGCAAGAUCCCCAGUGGCUGCAGCCUCAAGAUCUUCAACAACCAGCUCUUUGCUCAGCUGCUGGCUCAGUCAGUCCACCAUGGAUUUGAAGUCGUCUAUGAGCUAACUAAGAUGUGUACUAUCCGGAUGAGUUUUGUUAAGGGUUGGGGAGCUGAGUAUCAUCGCCAGGAUGUCACGAGCACCCCCUGCUGGAUUGAGAUUCAUCUUCACGGACCACUGCAGUGGUUGGACAAAGUUCUGACUCAAAUGGGCUCUCCACAUAACCCAAUUUCUUCAGUGUCUUAACAGUCAUGUCUUAAGCUACAUUUCUAUAGAAUAGAUGCUAUUGCAGGCAGUGGCUUAUAUCAUUUCAGAUUUGCAACUAACUGAAGUUUCUAAGUACAUGUGUAAAUACAUAUAAUAUAUACUAUUCAUAUUUUUUAUCACCAUUUGUUUUGUGCUUUCUAGUUAACCUGAUGCCAGUACAAUGUGAUUACAAAAGCAGGUUUUUCAUGCCUAUGCUAUAAAAAGCAGCUUCUUUUGUGGGAGGGAACAAAUAAAAGGCAACUGUAUCAAUAGUAUUUGAAGGGUGUUGGCAGAAUAAAAGGCAGCUUUAGUCAGCCAUGUCAUUGUACAGCAUGUUGUGUGGCUUAUGAGAAAAAUGUUAAAACUGUUCGUAUAGCAAACGUCAGGUACUAGCAGCACUAGAGCAAAUAAUACUUUCAGACAAAACAAAGCAAUCAAACCCAUAUAAUUUAAAUGAUCUCACUUUUAGUGCUAUUGGCAAGAAAAAAAAUCAAGCUUAUACAAUUAAUUACGUAAGAUCAGACACAUAAACUUUAUUUCUGAAGUUGAAAUACCUAUAGCUGGACUAUUGUGCUGAUAUUAAGGGUACAUUUUAAACAGAUUUAAACUGUGAUUGGAAAAGAAAGAAACUGUGAAGCUGACAGUCAUGUUGCCUUAUAAUCUACCACUGUAAAAAAAAAAAAUAGGUGAGUGUAAUAUGGCAAGAUAAAUACGAAAAUAGCAUGAAAUUAGCUAUGUUCUCAAAUUGCAAGGUGAGACCAGAACUUAGUUCACGAAUCACGCAGGGAGACUCCUGCUUCCCACAUGGGAAAUCAGGUUCCUAUUUUCCUGCUUAUUCAUGUCAGGUGGUCCUACAGACUUCCGAGUCUGCACGGUGAGCUGUAAGGCUGUGUGUAAGUCCUGUGUGGAGAAGCAGCAGGUAAAAUAAGAGACUUGGACAAAAGCAUCCCAUGUUUACUUACACCUUCCCACAUUCCCACAGUAAAAGUCUCUAGGUGAGGGCCCUCCUUUUGUCAUAUUUCCUUGCCUGGUGGCAUAUAUUAACUAUUUACAGAUUACUAAAACAAUGGUGAAGACUUUGAGAAAAUCAAGACAUUGUUGGGAUCAAAUUUAUAAGUUAUUUAACUUAGUGUCUCUAUUGAUUAAAUUAUCUACUGUCAAGUCUGGUAGCCUCUUAUAAAGCUAAUCUUAUACUUGGAAAUAACUUCCCAAGUAAAAUGAUGAUAAUUUCAUAAUUCCUAUAAUUUCUGGGGAACAGUGGUACUGAAUAAUAGGACAUUAAAAAAAUACGCAAUAUUAAAAACCUGUUCUUCUUUACCCUUGAAUGGUAAAGAGAGGAAAAUUCCCCAAAAUUCUAGGUACUUUCGUAUAUUUAUAAUUUCCACCCACUAAACACUGCAUUGCUUGGAAAAAUAUUUCACAUCGUCUUAAAAAUGUAUAAUUUAAGAAGGUAAUUAUGCUUGUAACAGAUGGUACUUCAGUAAUCCAAGAGGUUUCUUCAUUUAUACAUUCUAUCUCAACUCUUUCUAGCAUUAGUGCAUACGGUAGUUGUUUCUCAUUAAAUUGUAUUCAAGGUAGAAAUGAUCAUGUGAAAAAGAUAUAUGAGUGAGCUACUACUGUCACUUCUUGUAAUGACUAGUGUUAUCUAAUAGAAACUUUCAUAUAUACAAUAAAAGUUAAAUAUUACAUUUUACAUUAAAACUAGGUGGCCCAUUUAGUGUUUAGAAAAUCCCGUAGUUUAUUGGUUCAUCAACUAUGUAUUGUGCACCUGUAUGUGCCAGGUACAACGUUAAGUACUGUGGUAUCGAGUGUAAACAAGAAGCAGUCCCAGCCGUCGGGCUCAGAGUCUAAUCGUAAAUCUAUUUGUAUGGACAUCUUCAUGUUUCAGAACUUGUAAAACAAAACAAAACAUGCAAUCUUCCUUUUGCUUGAAAAAAUGUGAUCGAUAUUUUAAUUAUCUCUAUUUCGAAACUUAUUUCCCUUCUCUUCCGAGCAAUCAGGUAAUGGAUGAAGACUGCUUUGGAUAAAUGCUACUUUUAUUCUAUGUCUCAAAGUUGCUUUUUUUUUCGCCUUUUGCUUUCCUAUUUUCCAGUAAUUCUCCAUCUCCCUUUUUCUUGGAAAAGGCAUUAAUAUGGUGAAUCUUCCUCAUAUGAGUAUCAUUGCACGAGAGAGCCACAAGUAUGUACGGUUUCUGCUCCAGAGGCCAGACAUGGCUUUCUUGAUCAAACUUAUCCUCUGGAAAUCUUAUACUUUUGCAGAAUUAAUUAGAACUGGUUGCAGAAAAAUGACAUUAAAAAAAAAAAAAAAAAAAAACUUGAAUUUUCCUGCAGCUUUGGGAAACCAGGACAAAAUAUUCCAAUGAACCUGAAUUAUUUCUUCAAAAAAUAAAUGAUUAAAGUGGUACAUAUGCAUCAUCACCAGUCAUGUCUCACCAAAGGCCUUUAUUAGAGUAUGUGUGAAAUUCAGAGAUUUUAGAAUUGAUGAGAAAUUAACCCUUCAGUCAUUGUAACAUUGUCACAUUUUAAUCAGCCUUUUUUUAUUUUUGCUGGCAAGAAUUGUCAAAUGUUGUGAUGCAGUAUUUGAUUUCAGACUUCUAAAUAUGCUCAUUUUGCAUUCAUUCCUUGAGGUAGACAAUCCAAAAAAAUGUAAUAGCAUUUUUUUUUACAGCAAAGUGGACAUACUAAGCCAUUAAAUGCAUUAGCAAUGCCAAACAUAUUUAAGGUUGCCAUGGACAAGGGUCGUGCAAUAGAGAAUAAUAACAUUUUGGCCUGCUCACAAGACCCAGAACAUGUAUCCUGUUGUUCAAGCCUGUUUUUUUUGUUUUUUUCCCUAUUAGAAAAUUGAGAUGUGAAAAGUUUGUUUUAGUUAGAUGAUAUUUUGAUAUUUGCCAGUGCUUUGGAACUAUAAAGAUGUCACUAUUCAACACAUUCACUUUAUGUUUUGUUAUUUUUUUUACACUCAGUAUAAAUCAGGAAAAGAUGGGCAGCAACCUAGCAUUUAGAAUCCCCUUUUCACUGUCUUCUAAGGAACUGAAUACCCCCAUGACAACAACAAAAGCAUUUUAUAAAUAUCACUUGCUAGGCUUUAAGCACCUGCUUAACUUUGAAUGUGCCCUGAAUAUUUAGUAUAUACAUUCAGUAAAUAAAGCAAAAUAUAACAUGCAUUCCAAAUUUUGUCUUGCUCUGUUAUGAUUUAAUAGCUGAACUGUAUGACAAGAUUAGGUGAUCCUGGCAUAUGUUAAGGAUAAGUUCAAAUUAAUGUGAAACAAAAAAAGAAACUAUUUCUAUUUAAGUAAUGCUUUUGAUUAUAAUAUCUAGGCUUCAACUGUCCUUCAGAUGCACAUCUAUACUGUUAUCUGAUUGUUUAUAAUAAAGAAUUCUGU
Molecule: messenger RNA, 5425 nt
Organism: Diceros bicornis minor
Lineage: Eukaryota; Metazoa; Chordata; Mammalia; Perissodactyla; Rhinocerotidae
Gene: SMAD9
Product: SMAD family member 9
Exons: 9
Coding region: 640-2043 (467 amino acids)
Biological process (GO): anatomical structure morphogenesis; transforming growth factor beta receptor signaling pathway; cell differentiation
Cellular component (GO): heteromeric SMAD protein complex
Molecular function (GO): DNA-binding transcription factor activity, RNA polymerase II-specific; I-SMAD binding; RNA polymerase II cis-regulatory region sequence-specific DNA binding
Source: RefSeq, a predicted model, not a curated record